UUCAUUAUCGACCACCACUAAUAGAUGCAAAGUUUUGGAUAUUCAGAAAUACCGUAGAAGUUAUCAGUAGUGUUUCCAUAAAAAUACAACUUAUAUUUUUAUUUAUGCAUAUUCAGUAAAAUAAUUGUAAGUUCGACAAUGAGAAUUUGCGGUUUACAUAAUAGACCAUCGGCAACUAGUGUUGGAAGCAGUGCUUCUGCAUUAGAAUCAUUUUUACAGCCACAAUUAAGAAAGCACUUCGCCGAUGAGGUGAAGCAGAAACAGGCCAUCUCAGAUCAUUUGAUAAACAAAAUACUCUACUCCAAGCGAUUGCUAGUUGAUCAUGUAGAAGCAUUGGAACAGUGUUUGCGGACCAUAAAACAGCCGGUGCAGUCAACGGAUCAGACAGAUGCAAGCGGUGUUGGUACUGCUAUUUCCAGAGCAGAGAUCUUUACAGCGCGGAAUACUUGCAUAUUGUUGGGUACCACAAUUUUGGAGCACUUCGUUACACCGAAAUGGUUACGAUUGACAUUGGUGCCAUCGCUGUUAUUGACAACCGGCUUUAGUGCCAUCUACAUGGUUAAGAAUAUAUUUAUUUUUCGUAAUAAGAUGGUCGAAAGUGAAUUGGAUAGUUUGAUACGGACGAUUGAUGAAUUUGGAAAUUGCAUUCGCCGAAAUAUGACUUAUUUCAAUGAAAUACUCAUAAUGAAGCAACAAGAGCUUAUUGAAUCUCGUCAAAUAGAGCGUGCUUGGGACUGCAUUACAUCGGCGAAGGAGGUUACAGAGAUAUUGUAUGAUGCAACUCGCAAAUUGGAAACGCAGUAUCCACUGCCUGUUCGUUUUUCGCAAUACUACUCACAAAUGGAAGAGUUGCGCGAAUGUGAAUAUUUCAAAAAUAACGUCACCGAUUAUAGCCCUAAACACAUCAAAGAUUUUCACAAUAUAUUCGCAUAUGUGCAGUCACAGUUCUUAUUACGGCUUGCCCUCACGAUCUCAACUAAACCAUCCAUCAGUGAAUUGAAUGGUGAAUUAGUAAAAAUUGACUGUCUUAUUCGACAACUAGUGCAGGAGGAAGAAAAUCAUUUUAAAAAUUUAGCUAUUGAAAUAAAUAAAAAGAAACAGUUAGAAUUAGAGGUGUUGAAUGCUACAAAAGCUAUGCAAACCCGUAACAGCCCCGUCGCUGUACUGCAAAAUUCUUCGCUCAAAUUAAGUGCGUGUAUGGUAGCCGUUGCUGGUGAGUGCCAAGCUCUAGAUAUUACACUGCAAAGACUCACUGAAACUGAAGCGGAACAAAAAGAUAAUGCCAAGCAACUAAUUCAAGUGGCAAACAAUAUGCGCGGCAUUGAAAACGCGUUAUCCGUGUGCUUUGAUGAUUUUCAACGCCUUAUGUUGGUUUAUAAUAAAUUUUUGAAUAGCAAAUUGGAUAAUCAACAGCCGGAAGGUGCUGCCGAUGGUGAAAACGACACAGCAGGCAAUGAAGAAUUUCCCGAGAGUAUCCUACGUGUUGAAAUUUCACAACAUCAAAAUGAUGAGAGUAAACGUGAUGAUUUCUAUGCAUACAUGUACGAUGAACAGCAAGCUCAAGCCGAGAAAGAGCAACUAGAAGCUGAGGCAAUAGCUCAAAAUAAUAAAGAUCAUGACAUGGAAAUUUUGAAUUUUGAAAAAAGAAUAACUCAAGGAAAGUUUCGUCCUGUGUUGAAGCAGUUGAAAGAUCGUAUCGAUCCAAUACGUAGUGAAAUGCUAGAAAAAGAGCGUCAAGUGUUGGCAGCUAAGGGUAUAAAUGUUGACGAACUCUUUGGUAAAGAAGAAAAUGCCAAGCAUGUAGAGGACGAUAAGCCAAAGAACAAAAAAAGUAUUAGCUUCGAGCAUAGUGGUGGCGAAAGCGAUAGCGAAGGCUCGGCGGACUUGGAAUUUCAAAGAAACAACAAGAAGUUGAAGGAACGUGAUAACUUUGCGGAAAUGCGAAAUUUUUUGGCACAAAAGCAAGCUAUCAAUAUAUUCAAAUUGGAUGAUGCAGCACCAAUAACAACAACGGGUAAUGAGGAAAUUUUGGAAAGUGAAUGUUAAAGCGCUUGAACAAUGUGCAUUGAAAAUGUGACGCUGAUAGCAAGAUAAUUAGAUAAUUAGUCUUUUUAUUCGACACAUCAUUUUGAUAAGGCGAAAACAAGUGCAUUUUACCUAGCAAAUAUCUAUAUAAUUUUAUGUUACUGUUAUGUUUACAGAUAGUUUAUUUUCGUUAUGGCUGUAAAUAUUAAUAUUCAGUUUUAGACUGUUUGAAUUCAUAUGUUUACUAACGUAAAGUAAUUACAGGUUGAAAAAAAUCGAUUUAAUCGGAUUAAAUACUAAGCUGUUUUAGUGCUCGUAGAUCGCGUAGCAUCGCUCUAAAGAUUUGCGAAUGAUUUUAAAUCUAAAGUUUGUAAAUAUGAUCAAAAAGUAGAUAUGCAAUUGGAUGAUAAUAAUAGAUACUCUAGCCAGCUUUUUUAGCAAAAUUUUACACGCGGUGUUUGGUACUUCAUAAUUCAUAUUAAAAACAAAAAUAUAUAUUAUAUGUAUGUAUCAAAGGCAUAAUAUGUACGUAAAUUAUCCAAAUGUAUGAUAUAAAGCUAUUGUAUAAGCCCUUAAUUUACGCUGCCACUUUGCCAUCCUUUUCAGCCCAGUGCGCUUUUAUCUGUGAAAUGAUAAGAUUAGCCUUAAACUUUAUACUUUAAUUGCUUCUUGUUUAAUUUUAUUUUUAUCUUAAGUUUUCAUUUACCAUUACCAUUUAAUGUAACAUAUAUGUGUAUAUGUAUGUAUACAGUUGAGUUAAAAACUUUGAAGUCAGAACACCUUCAUACAUUUCAUAAAGCACAAAAGUUAUAAAGGUCUUAAAUUUUAUUGUUCCUACUCAAUUCAAAUAAAUUAGUUUCGACUCACAUGCCGUUAAA
Molecule: messenger RNA, 2903 nt
Organism: Zeugodacus cucurbitae (melon fly)
Lineage: Eukaryota; Metazoa; Arthropoda; Insecta; Diptera; Tephritidae
Exons: 4
Coding region: 139-2046 (635 amino acids)
Source: RefSeq, a predicted model, not a curated record